Molecule: messenger RNA, 1975 nt
Organism: Ananas comosus (pineapple)
Lineage: Eukaryota; Viridiplantae; Streptophyta; Magnoliopsida; Poales; Bromeliaceae
Product: BTB/POZ domain-containing protein At3g05675
Exons: 3
Coding region: 139-1491 (450 amino acids)
Source: RefSeq, a predicted model, not a curated record
GAUCAAAACCCUAGCAACGGGACUCUCUUCUUCUUACUGUUCUGCUUCCUCUUCCUCUCUCUCCCCCUCAUGGUAGUUUCGAACGCGUAACUAGGGUUUCUCCGUCGCCAUUCAUCCGCGACGUGUGUUGCUUCGCCCAUGUCGAGCGCCCGGGAAUCGGCCCCCGACACUCCCCCCUUCUCCGAGGAGAAGAAGAACAAACAGAUACCGCAAAUUCCGAUGAAGAUUGGAGACCGAUCAACUAGUGAUGUCGUAGUGCGAGUGCGGACUCAUGAAGGCCGUGACAGUUGGUUCUACUGCCACUCCCAAAUCCUCAUCGAAAAUUGCAAGUACUUUGCAGAACGCCUAUCUGACGACUGGCCCACAUGCCAGAUCCUCGAUUCCCGGUACUGCGUCGAAGUAUACUGCGAAGAAUCCGACUUCAACUCUCACGUUGCCGUCCUCCGCCUUUUCUAUGUUUCCAAGCCGUACACUUGGCACGGUGUGAGAAAUACGCUUGGCAUUCUCCAGGUGGUGGUCCACUUGGGUUGCCCUAAGUUGGCUCGCGACUGUGUCGGCUACUUGGAAUCCGUGCCCUGGGAAGAAGGCGAGGAAGAAGAGAUAUUAAAAACCAUCCCUCACCUCGGUCCGCAUUACGAACACGUCCUUGAUCGGCUCCGUCCGGUCAACUCGAAGGCCGUCAUUCAAAUCUUCGUCUUGGCGUUCAGGUUCGCCACAUCGUCACCCCCGCCGUUGAUGCGCGAGAUGAAGUGUUCCGCCCAGGAUCAGCUCGAAUAUAUGCUCACCGAGGAUGAUGAAGAUGAUUCCCUAUUUUUAACCUCCGACGCCGACAUCAUAAAAUUUGAAGUAAAGAAUUGUGUGAAAAAUCUGCUGACUAAAUUUGAUAACUUUGUCAAAUCUCUGGUAACAAAAUCUGCCACAGUUUUGGAUGAGAACACAAAAACUGAUUUGCGAAAUUUUUUGUUCGAUAUUUUGUGGACGUGCCAAAUCUUAAGCAAGAUGGAAAUGAUGAGGGAUUUGGUUCACUAUUGGGUAAAUGCAUCUUCGAGUAUUUCUACAGUUGCCGAUCAAUUGAGCACGGAUUGCGAUGAUGUAGAGACAAGAUUGAAAGUGGUCGAAAUAACGUCCAAAGUCCUCGAGGCUAUUGGAUUCGGGAAUGUUGUACUUCCGACAGCAAAGAGACUUAAUUUGGUGAAUACUUGGCUUCCGUUUGUACGGAGAACGAUGCCGAUGCUCGAGCAAGUCGAUACAGAAGGUGACGACGCAAAGAAAGCCAAUUUGGACAGUGAUAUUUGGCAGGGGCUGGAGUCCGCACUCGUCUCAAUCGUGCUGACACUGCCGUCAGAUCACCAGGCCGAGAUCCUGGCAGAAUGGCUGCGAUCGAAGCAUGUUCGGUAUCCAGACUUGACAGAGGCUUUUGAGGUAUGGUGUUAUCGCUCGAAGGUUGCUAAGAGGAGAUUGGCUUUUCUGGAAGGCAUGAAUAGUGACUGACUCUCACGGCUUGUUUGGAUAAGAUCUCUACAUUUUCUCGGAACACGAAAUCGAUCCUCUACAUCGCAAUCGCCAACGAAAGCAAGUGGCGAUGGAUUAAUGGGGUGGGAGCAUGAAAAGAUGCCGACAAUUGCAUCAGUGUACAAGGCUACCACGCAAGUGGAAUGUAUUAUCGCGAAAAAUCAUGAUUCAAGGUCCGCUGCACCGCAAUCUCGAUAGGAAGCAUGCGGUGAGAAGUUGAUGCGGAGGUCUCUUAACUCAUUAUCCCGAAAACUCGUGAUCUCAGGUAAAACCAACUACAUUGCAAUUACAAGAGAAAAUCCCCACAUUACACAUUUUUUUUUUUUUUACUAGAUAACAUAUUCCAACAUGCAGGAAAAGGCUUCAUGAUCUUCUAUGCUCAAUUCUUAUUUCAGUAUGUUUGUAUGAGAUUGUGCCUUUGUACAUGCAUACCUGUUGUCUUCUUCAAAAUUUUCUCUGUAAA